This is a messenger RNA of Cydia splendana, 1407 nucleotides long. RefSeq names its product dnaJ homolog subfamily C member 22 (gene wus). The coding region runs from base 277 to 1365 and encodes 362 amino acids. Gene Ontology annotation, cellular component: membrane. The transcript is spliced from 7 exons. The record is from RefSeq and is a predicted model, not a curated record. NCBI's taxonomy places the organism in Eukaryota, Metazoa, Arthropoda, Insecta, Lepidoptera, Tortricidae.
CUUCAGUAUGGUUAGCCUAGUGUAAAAGGAUGGCAACACUCAACUUUUGUAAUGUCACCAAUGUCACACGUCAUGUCAUCGAAAUAUGUCGCGUCAAACUUUUGAAACUGCUUAAUAUUCAAUUCAAAGAAUAAAACCAUUCCGAAGAAGUACGUUAAAAUUCCAUAUGACUAAUACAAUUGUUACAAUUUUAAAACAAUAGUAAAAUAAUUGUUGAUCUUCCACGGUUCACUACCCCAAGUGUAAUUGAUACCGCUCGACACAGUUUUCGCAAAAAUGGCUGUAAAAGGGGACAGUAUUCCUGGUAAAAAGAGUGUACUCGUGGCGUACGUGCUCUGGCUAUUUGGUGGUAUAUUCGGGGUGCACCAUUUCUACCUACGACGGGACCGACAUGCAUUCGUGUGGUGGUCUACGCUGGGAGGGUUCGGAGUGGGCUGGCUGGGCGAGAUCUUCAGGAUCCCUCGCUAUGUGCGGGACGCGAACGAAGACCCAAAGUACAUGGAAGAGCUGGUCGGCAGAAUGAUCAGGAACAAGAAGCCACCAUUCUCCAUGAAUCGCUUCACGGGAAUGCUGAUGGUGGGCUACUCCUGGGGUCAGGUCAUGAUGCAUGCCGUGCCACCAGAUGAGUUCUAUGGCAUCAACCUCAGAUACCUCAACAUUCUCAUUCCUCUGGCUGCUAGUAUAGGUGUGUGGACGGUGGGUAACAUUGGUCGCGAACGUGGCACGCUCAAGUGGCCCCUGCUGGCGGCGUACGCGGCGUAUCCGCUGCGUUACUACGUGUACGAUGAGACGGUGUGGUUCACGCUCAUGGUGCUCGCUGCGUGUCUCGCGUUCGACUCCUUCUCGAAAGAGUGGCGCAGGACGCCGGUUAGGAGGCACUGGGUGAAACGUAUCGCCAUCUUGGGCCUGUGCGCGACCCUGUUCCUGUCCCUGUGGGCCAGCUACCUGUACUUCCACGGCACGAUCACGGACAGCGAAGGCGACGAGGUGCCCAUAUACGAGGCGAUACACCACUUCUUCACUAGCCCUUGGUGGCUAGACGUGAAGCAGUGCCUCUACGAGACGUAUCAGUACGCGCAGCACCACGGCUGGUACGAGGUGUGGAAGCAGAUCAUAGAUCUGUCCGACCCACAUGGCGAACAGAACGCCUACAAGGUCCUUGGGUUGGGGCCGGACGCGAGCCAGCAGGAGAUCACGUCCACGUGGAGACGCCUGUCCCGCGAGCACCACCCUGACAAAGUGAAGGAGCAGGCGCUGAGGCGGGCCGCACAGGAACGCUUCAUGGAGAUUCAGCAAGCAUACGAGAUCUUGUCCAACAGCAAGCACCGUCGCCACAGGAGAAACAAGAAGGACAACUCUGAGUAAGGAGGUAGCUAGCGCUUUAACCCUUUCAACGUCAUACGCGGU